Messenger RNA from Penicillium brasilianum, 1380 nucleotides. NCBI's taxonomy places the organism in Eukaryota, Fungi, Ascomycota, Eurotiomycetes, Eurotiales, Aspergillaceae. The record is from the annotation of a GenBank genome assembly.
AUGCCUGUGGCCCGUAGCCUCCGUUCCCGAGGCACCAUGAAUGAGAACGAUGAGAACGGGCCUUCCACGCGUAUGACGCGGGCCAAGGCCGCCCUCAGCACUGACGGUCCUACCGAUGCUGUCAAGAAGCCUCUUCAGACUAAGCGGGCUGCUGCCACCACCGGUAUUCAGCGCCCCCGUGCCGCUCUGGGGGACGUCAGCAAUGUCAACAAGGCCGACGCUGCGGAGAUUAAGGGUGCAAAGAAGGCCGUCGCCGGCAAGGCCGGUCUGACCUCCAAGGCAACCACCCAGACUGGUGGUGUCCAAAAGCUCAGCCGCAACAACUCAUCACGUACUACUGCUUUGCAGCCUCGCGAUCCCAACCCAAAGAAGCCCGCGAACAAGCGUCCCCCGAAGGUCGAGAAGGUCGAUCAGGAGCCCCCUCGCAAGUUACCGAAGAUUGAGCCCCCGACGAAGAUCAAGGAUGAAGUUGACGAUGUCGUUGAGCCGGCUGCUGGCUUGGGUCCCGACGUGCUGGACCUGGAUACUGAGGACCUCGACGAUCCUUUGAUGGCUGCCGAAUACGUUGUGGAGAUCUUCGACUAUCUGCGCGACCUGGAGAUGACGACCCUGCCCAACCCUCAGUACAUCGAGCACCAACCUGAUCUGGAAUGGAAGAUGCGCGGAAUCCUUGUCGACUGGUUGAUUGAGGUUCACACUCGCUUCCGCCUGCUUCCCGAGACCCUGUUCCUCGCUGUCAACAUUAUCGAUCGUUUCCUCUCCGCUGAGGUUGUUGCCCUGGAUCGUCUUCAGCUUGUCGGUGUCACUGCCAUGUUCAUUGCCUCCAAAUAUGAGGAGGUCCUCUCUCCCCACGUUGCCAACUUCAGCCACGUCGCCGAUGAGACUUUCUCCGACAAGGAGAUCCUUGAUGCCGAGCGCCACGUCCUCGCCACCCUGGAGUACAACAUGAGCUUCCCAAACCCUAUGAACUUCCUGCGUCGCAUCUCCAAGGCGGAUAACUACGACAUUCAGACCCGCACCCUGGGCAAGUAUCUCAUGGAGAUCAGCCUGCUCGACCACCGUUUCAUGACCUACCCUCAGAGCCACAUCGCUGCCGCUGCCAUGUACCUGGCCCGUCUGAUUCUGGAGCGCGGCCCCUGGGAUGCCACUCUGGCUCACUACGCCGGAUACACCGAGAAGGAGAUUGAUCCCGUUUUCCGCCUGAUGAUCGACUACCUCCACCGCCCCGUCUCUCACGAAGCUUUCUUCAAGAAGUACGCCAGCAAGAAGUUCUUGAAGGCUUCCAUCCUGACCCGUCAAUGGGCCAAGAAGUAUCACCAGAUGUACAUCGAGAGCUCCACCACGGAGCCGUACACUUUCAUCAAGGACAGCGAACAGUAG